AUGGCUGCUCGGAGAAUCUCAUCUCUUUUCUCUCGCUCGCUUCCUCGAAUAGGACAAAAAUCUUAUCUGGGCAGAGGAAUUUACCAGUACAGCACAGCUGCUGCUUUGGAGGAUCCAAUCAAGCCACCAGUCAAUGUAGAAUACAAUAAGCUUCUUAUCAACGGACAAUUUGUUGAUGCAGCAUCUGGCAAAACUUUUCCAACUCUAGACCCAAGGACGGGGGAGAUAAUUACACAUGUUGCUGAAGGUGAGGCAGAAGAUAUUAAUCGAGCAGUGGCUGCUGCUCGCAAGGCUUUUGAUGAAGGACCGUGGCCUAAGAUGACUGCUUAUGAAAGAACAAAGAUAAUUUUGAGGUUUGCUGAUUUGGUUGAAAAGCAUAAUGAUGAAAUUGCAGCUCUUGAGACUUGGGAUAAUGGCAAAUUAUAUGAACAGUCUGCUGAAAUUGAAGUACCAAUGUUUGUUCGGCUGUUUCGUUAUUACGCUGGUUGGGCCGAUAAGAUUCAUGGACUCACCAUUCCUGCUGAUGGGCCCCAACAUGUUCAAACUUUGCAUGAACCAAUUGGUGUUGCUGGCCAAAUCAUCCCAUGGAACUUUCCUCUACUCAUGUUUGCUUGGAAAGUUGGGCCCGCACUAGCAAGUGGUAACACUGUUGUUCUCAAAACAGCAGAGCAGACACCAUUAUCUGCUCUCCACGUAGCCAAGCUAUUCCACGAGGCUGGCCUUCCUCCUGGUGUUCUGAACAUAGUUUCUGGCUUUGGUCCCACAGCUGGCGCAGCUCUUUGCAGUCAUAUGGACGUGGACAAGCUUGCUUUCACUGGAUCAACAGAAACAGGAAAAGUCAUACUUGAAUUGUCUGCAAAAAGCAAUCUGAAGCCAGUGACUUUGGAGCUCGGAGGGAAGUCUCCUUUCAUUGUGUGUGAGGACGCUGAUGUGGACCAGGCAGUUGAGCUAGCGCAUUAUGCUCUAUUCUUCAACCAGGGACAAUGUUGCUGUGCUGGCUCCCGCACAUUUGUUCACGAGAAAGUUUAUGAUGAAUUUUUGGAGAAAGCAAAGGCACGUGCCCUAAAACGCACUGUUGGCGAUCCCUUCAGGCCUGGCAUGGAACAAGGUCCUCAGAUCGAUGCAGAGCAAUUUGAAAAGAUUCUGAAGUAUAUUAGAUCUGGUACGGACAGUGGAGCUACCCUCGAAACUGGAGGUGAUAGAGUUGGGGCGAAGGGCUACUACAUUCAGCCCACUGUUUUCUCCGAUGUUAAGGAUGACAUGCUGAUAGCAAAGGACGAGAUCUUUGGGCCCGUGCAGACUGUUUUAAAAUUCAAGGAUCUUGAUGAAGUGAUUCGGAGAGCAAAUGCGAGUCGGUAUGGUCUGGCUGCUGGUGUCUUCACGCAUAACCUUGAUACUGCUAACACAUUGAUGCGCGCUUUGAGAGUUGGGACGGUUUGGAUUAACUGCUUCGAUACAUUUGAUGCUACUAUUCCAUUUGGAGGGUACAAAAUGAGUGGACAGGGAAGAGAGAAGGGAGAAUACAGUCUCAAGAAUUACUUGCAAGUGAAGGCUGUAGUAACGCAAUUGAAGAAUCCAGCAUGGUUGUGA
Molecule: messenger RNA, 1590 nt
Organism: Fraxinus pennsylvanica
Lineage: Eukaryota; Viridiplantae; Streptophyta; Magnoliopsida; Lamiales; Oleaceae
Source: the annotation of a GenBank genome assembly